AUGGGAAUCGAAGGUGGUUGUUCGCGGUGCAUGGCGCGAUCUAAGCACGAAGGCAGUUGCUGAAGUGCGGAAGAAAGCCCUCAUGCAUGCAGAGAUGAAGAGGCAAGUGCGGAAGCGGCAAGCACCGAUGAAUUGUACUCCAUCGACAUCGCGCGCAUGGUGCUGUAGAACGUGCGGUCACGAGUGCCUUAGUCCGGCAGGUUUAGUGAGCCAUUAGAGAGGUCACUCGGGACCACUGGCGAAUCGACGACGGGUCCUGCAGUGAACGUAGGCAGCACCGGCGCAGCGUUUGUAGAUUGGCAACCAGCAUGUCCCACAUAGCAGUGCCUUCACCGUUGGCUCGAAUCGGCGGCAGUCGCAGUCCGAAAGAGGAUCUCCACUUCUUUCCAUAUUCUCCCUCGAGCCAUACGUUGCAGUCGACUUCGUCCACAGAUGAGCAUGUGUCGAGAGAUCAACAGAGCAAAACCCCAGUAAUACAAUUCACCGCACAUCUAAUAGAACCAAUCAACAGACUGGACAAGAUACUGCAGGAUAUUAUUGAUUACAAGUGGGACGCCAUCUCUGCCGCUGCGACGGCACCAGAACUGGCACAUAUUCUAGAGACAGAACCGCGUACUGGAAGGCAGCUUCAAACAGUGGCGUUCACACAUAACACCGCUCGCAACCAAGCCUCACGUCUUGGUUUGAUAACCUGUCCGAAGCUUAUCCGGGAACUUAUUUCACUGCUUCAAACGACGAAUUCAAAUGAGUUGCAAGCCGAAACCGCCUUGAGCCUGCAACUACUGGUUAAAACCAGGACCGGUGCCCAGUUGAUUCACAAAGAAAUGGGCAUUCCGGUGUUGGUGAAGAUGCUGCAGCACCAUACUGAAGUGAUCUACACCACAGCACUUUACAUUUUAAAUCAAAUCAUGUGGCAUCUGCCAGACGAAACGAGGCCAGAGGUUCGCGCCUGUUCUGGGCAACUGUGCUUAGCGGAACUUCUACGUGAGGGGAAAAUGAACAGCCAGAAUUGGAUCGUCAUCUGCUUGGACUCAAUACGCAUGGUGGCGUAUCGUGAUAGUGAUACCAAGCUUUCAUUAGUGUCAACCAAUCUGCACAACGACUUGGUGCGGUUGCUCCGAACAUAUAUGAAUCACUCCAAAUUGGCGUACAACAUAGCCCGCGUGAUCAAAGUACUGGGGACAUGUAACGAAAACAAAGCAAAGUUGGUUGAAAGCGGUGCAGUUGAGGCACUCACGCCGCUGUUGCAUGCAAGCAAUGAAAUGUUACAACUGGAAACGCUGUGGAGUUUGCGCAACCUUAGCGACCAGGCGUUUCAUCUGAACACAUCUAAAAACUUGAUUUUGCAUUUAAUCGACUUAUUGGCCAGUAUGGACGAGAAUAUAUCCAUCUGCGCUGCUGGGUGUUUAUGUAAUCUCACUUGUGAAAACGCGGACAACAAAGGUUUGGUUGUAGAAUCAGGUGGUGUCACCCGACUUUGCCAACUCCUUAUGUUAAACCCGUUACGGCAAGAAAUCUCGGAACCUGUGUGCUCGGCUCUACGUCACGUGACACAUCGAAGCCCAUACGCGGACACCGCAGUUUACGAGAUACGCAGCAACGAUGCACUGAGAACAAUCGUCGCUCUGCUAGACGAUGGUGGGGAACCUACAAAGCUGCCACUGACGAAGUCUGUAAUUGGGUUAAUCCGUAACUUGGCAACUGAAGAUGAAUCGAGGGAGCUACUGAGGCAACUUGGCACCAUUAAGUCGGUGACCAUCAUUCUAAAGCAAGCGAACAACACCAUCCAGUCCGGUCCCAUGACUCUAGCUGAGGAUUCCGAUGACUUGGACUCCGUUGGGAUAAAGCUUGGCUGCAUAGAAGGGGUCCGAUUGGAAGAUAUGUUGGAGCUGUGCCUAGUCGCAUUACAGGCAAUGGCUAAAGACGUCGCGGCGCAUGAAGAGUUGGUGCAUACAGCCGGUUUGCUUCCAACUGUGGUCCAGCUCCUAUAUUCAGCCUCGUCCAUUAUUCAACGGGCUGCAGUGGCUUUCCUUAGCCAAUUAUCCGCUUCGGUGACUGGUUCAAAGACUAUAGAACAAGAAGGGGCAUGUCCUCGUCUCACAGAACUGGUACAGUCGAACAACGAGUAUAUCGCUGCCUAUUCUGCUGCGGUGUUGCAUCGGAUUGCACAAGGCAAGCCGAUAGAUUACCGGCGACGCCUAUCAUUAGAACUACGGCAGGCGUUGUUUGAUGGUGGUCUUGCAAGCAACCAUACCGGCAGUCUUUCGUUUAAUCGGGAUUUCGGUUCCGAAUCAAUAAGUCCCGAUGAGAGCAGUGGGCGGCAUCUCGCAUCGUCAAAGAAACAUUCGAAAUCAUCAAAUAGAAGAAAAUCAGCUCAUUGAUGAUCCGCUUUGGAGCAAUUUGAUCUACAACAAAGUACACGACCUCCUUACAAAUUCCGAUUGCUACCUCAGAAGUAGAUGAAUGCGCGACCCUACUAAUGACUAUAUUUCAAGAAUAGCCUUGUAUAGUGAAUGAUGAUUGUUUUUAAGAUAACUAGAUCAACGAACCUUGAGCGGAUACCAGAACUCACAAAAAUGUUGGCAAUUGGAUGCUGUUGAUACGGACUGAGUACCUGGAUCACGAGCUGAAGGACUCAGCUAUUGAAAGUUCCACGGAAAUUCCAGUGCCAGCGCAAUGUCACAAGUGCAAACACCAAUUCUGGGUCCAGAUAAUUUUAUGAUCAACCAUAACCAAAUGAUCAAGUAUGGCAUUUCGGUACACCUUUUGAUUUGUUCUUGGGUUUUAUAUAAAUAACAACAGGUGGAAACUAUACGCAAAUGCAUUUCAGCGAAUCUACCAAAAGCGUUAGUAAGCGUAACACUGUUGAUGUGUUGGACAAAAGACAACAUACACAUGUGUCAGCAUGACGAGUGGAACACCCCCGUCUCAUGCAAGGACAAGAUACAACUUUUUCAGUUG
Molecule: messenger RNA, 2961 nt
Organism: Dicrocoelium dendriticum
Lineage: Eukaryota; Metazoa; Platyhelminthes; Trematoda; Plagiorchiida; Dicrocoeliidae
Source: the annotation of a GenBank genome assembly